Hippoglossus stenolepis (Pacific halibut) is the source of this 2125-nucleotide messenger RNA. RefSeq names its product archaemetzincin-2 (gene amz2). Lineage: Eukaryota; Metazoa; Chordata; Actinopteri; Pleuronectiformes; Pleuronectidae. The record is from RefSeq and is a predicted model, not a curated record. The coding region runs from base 291 to 1382 and encodes 363 amino acids. Gene Ontology annotation, molecular function: metallopeptidase activity. The transcript has 7 exons. Gene Ontology annotation, biological process: proteolysis.
GUCGCUGUCGCCUGAAGCUCCGCCCCUCUGUUUACGUGACGUCACAGAGGAAACGACUUCCGGUGUCAACAACAUGGUGAAGUUCUUCAUCUCCUCAGGGACAUUCUCUCAUUUCCACCUUCUCUCCACAUUAACGAGAUCAUGCCCCACCCCUCUACAACAUUUCCUGGAAUUUGGCUGAGUAUAUUUUGCAUAAUCCUACUUACAAAAAAUAAGAGACAUAACCUCAGCAAGUUUCAAAUUUCACUUAGAAUUCAUCUGUAUGUUAAUGGCGUAUUUCUGUGCCGCAGAUGAAGGUGAUCCAGCACUCUGCAGAGACACUGCAAACAGCUUUGGUCUCUGAUCGUCAGGACUUGGCCAAACUUUACAGGAAGUACACAAAUGAAGAAAGGUGUCUUCUGGAGGAGGGAUUCCACCAGGGGCAGCCGGGUUCCCUCUUCCAUCCCAUCACAGUGCAUUCUGACUCCGACUGGAUCCCCGCUCACCCUGAGGAGCCUCAGGACUUUGAAAGCUUCUACAGAGAUCCCUUCAGGAAGACCCCCGCUGCGAGCCACAACACUGUUUAUAUUCAAACCAUCGGUUCCUUUGGGGAGGCGGGGGUCCAGACAGACCAGUAUGUGGAGUGGCUCAGACAAUACUGCCAGGCCUUCUUCUAUGGGCUUUCUGUCAAGUUGCUGCCUGCAGUUACUGUGGCUGAAACGGGAUGCUCUUUCCGUGUUAACAGCAACUCACACAACCUUCAGAUCCUCACUGGUGAUCUUCUACGAUUUCUGGGCAACAGGAAGCCAAAAGAUGCUUUUUGUAUUGUCGGAAUCACAAUGAUUGACCUGUACCCCAAAGACUCCUGGAACUUUGUCUUUGGACAGGCGUCUCUCAGUAUGGGAAUGGGUGUUUUCAGCUUCGCCAGGUAUGACGACAACUUCUACAGCAGAAACUAUGCAGGUCGACUGAAAAAACUUCUGGAGCCAAAGCAGGGGGACUACUCUGUGUUUGACGGAUAUUACACUCCCCCCAUCUCCAGCACUCUGCUGCUUCGUUCCUGCAAGACAAUGACACACGAGAUCGGCCACAUGUUUGGAAUAAGGCAUUGCCAGUGGUUGAGCUGCGUCAUGCAGGGCUCGAACCAUCUAGAGGAGUCGGAUCGCAGGCCUCUGGAUUUCUGUCCCAUCUGCCUUCGCAAGCUGCAGGUUUCAGUCGGCUUCAAAAUAGCUGAAAGAUACAAGGCCUUACUGCACUGGAUGGAGGAGGAUCAGAGAUCAAUAUCCAGACCAGAUGAGGCCUCUGUCUCUCAGUCUGCACUCUCCUGUCCCAAACCCACUGAAGCCUUUCAUGCUUCUACACUUUGGCUCCACAGAUGCCUGGACGUACUGGAAAAAACAUGAACUACAGUGUUUUCCAGUGGAUCUGGAAACAAUGGAGAGGACAGUGACAUCAAAAUGUAUUUAGCCCGACACUUUCAUGUGCAAUAUGCAACAGAUAUGUGCUGCUUUUUGAUAUAAACCCACUUCUUACACACUCCUGACAUUCUAAAAGUACUCAAAGUAAAUGGUGAGAGACAGAAACAAACACACACAGAUAGUAUGUAGACGUGAUCUCAAUAGGACACGUCUUUUAUUAUAAAGUUUGACUAAUUGUUUGAACCUCCUUGGUAGCGGUAGAAAUGUUAUGUAGGCAGAUUGGAACCACAACUCAGGCCCCUGUGGUUCCAGACUGAAUGAAAAAAUGGGUUCAGUCAAGUGUAAUUUAAAAAAAAAGAUUGUUUUAUAAAAUUCUACUUAAUAAAUAUUAGUUUUUAUUAAUGAACUUGCCUCUAAACUUUAUAGUUGAGUUUCUAUUAGUUCUAAGGUUGAUGCAUUUGAAUGUUUAGAAUAGAAACUAUAAAAUCUCAUUGUCGUGCAACAGAUCUUUAUCACAUUUUUGCAGUGAAAAUGUCACAUACACAAGAACAGUAUUUUCAAGGUAAAAGUUUAAAAAAACUACACACAUCUCACAGGCUCAAACGACUGUUUCAUUAUUGUGAUUGAACUCGUCAUUACAAAAAUAGUUUGUGUCGGACACAGCAAAUGACAACAGUGCAUUGUAAGCUUGGUGACAGUUUGAUUAAAAAAAUAAACUUUUAAUCACA